UAAAAAAACAUUCCCCUUGUAAACUAGUGGGAACUAACUUCAGUUUAGGCCACUUUCCGAGUUUUCCAGUAUUUCUGAUCAUUGGUUUAUUGUGCAGUGAGGACUGAGCACAUCCCACAUUUUGCGUUCGGUGACUUCCGACCUUGUCGCAUCUGCUGUUGACUGCAUUGCCAAAACGAAAGAAUCGAAAAUCGAAAACGUGAAUCGGCUUGUGAGAAACGAGAGCGAGAGGCGUGGUUCAGCGGGAAGAAUGUUCCGAUACACGCACGCCCUAGUUUGCAGGGUGCCUGUGGCAUUCAGGACACGCGCAGAAAUCGACCUGGAAGAGGCGCGCAGGCAACACGAGUCACUCUGCAGGUGUCUGCGUGAACUAGGCCUUGACGUCGUCGAACUGCCGCCGGACGAGCAGCAUCCCGAGUGCGUCUUUGUUGAGGACACUGCCGUCAUUUGCAACGGCGUUGCCCUGAUUACGCGCCCAGGUGCGCCGCAUCGCCAGGGAGAGGUUGACACUGUUCGUGCCGUAUUAAAAAAAGAGCUUGGCCUUCCAAUUGUAGAGAUCUCUGAUGAAGCUGCAAAAUUGGACGGUGGUGAUGUUCUUUUCACUGGACGAGAGUUUUUUGUAGGCCUCAGUGAAUGGACGAAUGAGGCCGGGGCGCGCGCCCUUGCUGCUUCCUUUCCCGAGUUUUCAGUGACCCCCAUCAAGGUGAGCCCCGCCGUGCGUCUCGAGGGUGGCCAGCAGGGUCAAGCACUGCAGGUCUCGGAGACGCGCCACCUGAAAGCUUUGGUUUCCAUGGCAGCGCCAGACGUGUUGUGCGUUGGACAAAGCACUGCGGCGCAAGAAGUGUUGCAACGCAUUGAACGAGAAGCCUCCUUUAGCUACCAGACCCUUACUGUACCUGAAGAUUGUGCUGCAAAUGUGCUUUCAGUCAACGGAACCCUCCUCCACCGUUGUAAUGCAGAAGCACCUGAAACAUGCAAGCUCCUAGAGGGAAAAUUCGAGCUGCAUCGUCGACAGCUUGCUGCGUCUGAAUUAGCCAAAGUGGGAACUGGACUGACAUCGUGCUGUCUGCUUGUGCGCCGUACACGCGCUGCACGCACCUAUUGACCUCCUUUGAUUAGCCACCAUGUGUCAAUUCACUGUGAUUUUCGCCUCCCUAUUAUAGCACGCCUCCAAUAUGCUGUACCUUCCAGCUUUAUUUUGUGUUCAGCAUAACUGCAGCUCUCUUUGAUCAGAACCAGAAUGAUCACAUCUCAAGUUUGCAUAUAUAUACCGAGUCAUUGUUGUAAAUAAGAAGAGUUGAAUAAAAUGAUUAUAAGACAUUAUUUACUUUUUAGCUUUUCUCAUUUUUU
This is a messenger RNA of Neocloeon triangulifer, 1350 nucleotides long. Its product is annotated as N(G),N(G)-dimethylarginine dimethylaminohydrolase 1. The transcript has 5 exons. Gene Ontology annotation, molecular function: amino acid binding; dimethylargininase activity. Lineage: Eukaryota; Metazoa; Arthropoda; Insecta; Ephemeroptera; Baetidae. The coding region runs from base 251 to 1105 and encodes 284 amino acids. Gene Ontology annotation, biological process: arginine metabolic process; positive regulation of nitric oxide biosynthetic process. The record is from RefSeq and is a predicted model, not a curated record.